AUGACUCUUAAUUUAUAUAGUAAAUAUUCUCGUGAUCCAAUACGUGUUUAUCAUGGUGUUUUAGCAACACGAUUAUAUAUUAUUUUAUUAUUAAUUUCAAUAUAUCUGAUUAUUUUCCUUUCAUAUUCCUCAAAUCAAAUAUUUAAUGGAACCAUUAUAAAUCCAUCUGAACAAGAAUAUGAAAAAUUAGAAAAAAACUAUCCAUCAACAUUAACAUGUCCAUGUACUCAAAUAUCUAUACCUUAUAAAGAUUUAAUCACAAUUGAAGUCAAAUAUCAUCAGAUAUGUACAAGUGAUUUUAUUCAACCGUGGUGGUAUCAAAGUUUUUUUCCUUAUUAUACUUCUGAUGAUGAUAAAACUGAUUUUUUAACAUUUGCUCCAUCAUAUUUUCAAACAUUAGAAACAUUUUGUGAGAUUGCUAAAAUAAUAAUUAAUAAUGAAAUUAGUCGAUUUUUAACAACAACAUUUGUUCAUGGUCAAAUUUUAAGAAAUGAUUUAUUUUAUUCACAAAUAAAUUCAGCAAUAAAUACAUUUAUUCAAUUAACAAAAAAUGAAUAUAUUUAUCGAAUGUCUGUAACUAAUGCAUUACUCCAUAGUAAUCAAUAUUUUAGUCAUAUGAUAGCAAGUACUGAUCUUGGCGUAGUAUUAUGGUCCUGGUCAAAUGGAGCAUACACUAUAGAGAUCAGAGCAGAAGCUAUGUAUACUCUCGAUGCAAGCGGUGAUAAAUGUUAUUGUGUUCUUGAUUCAACAUGUGAUAUAGAUAAUAAUAUUUUUACAGGUACCGGAAUUUCCUGGCCAGUUAAUUGGGAACUUGAUGGUAUACAAGGCGGUUGUUCGGUUAUGGAUUCUGUAUUAAAAUCAUCAUUGAUCUGCUGGUUUGAAAACACUUGUUUAAAUCAAUUACGAAUACUUGUUAAUACAGCAAAACUUCCAACACUUCCUUCUAUAACUCCACUUAAUUCAACAUUAUCUAGUCAAUAUUUUCCAAAUACAUCAAUUGAAAAAAUUUUUAAUGAAAUUAUGAUUGAAGAAUGGAAUUUUUCUUCGCCAUAUUCAAUUUAUUAUCAAAAAUGUAAACCUUCAUCUUGUUCAUUUACUUAUGAAAAAAGGACUGGUGUUAUUUAUAUAACUACUAUCAUAAUUAGUCUUAUUGGUGGAAUUAAUGUUAUUCUUCGAUUACUUUCUCCAUUGAUUAUUAAAAUUAUUUUUAAAUUUAUUCAUAGAUUCAAACCCAUACAUUCAUCACAAAUCUCAACUAUACAACAAGAAAAUCAUCAAAACGUUGGAAUUUGUAGUCGUAUAAGAAAUCGAAUGGUUCAAUUAAUAGACAAAUUUUUAACGAUGAAUUUAUUCAAUAGUGAAUCAGAUAAUAUUGAAACAGUUCGUCUUGAACGAAUAACAACAAAACUCUAUUUAUCAAUUUUUUCAAUUUGUAUAUAUAGUAUAACGAUAUAUCUACUAUUUUCGGAUAUAACUAUAAAUCAAUCUUUUACAAAUCCUUCUGAAAAUGAUUAUAACAAAUUAUUAAUAGCUCAUUCAAAAUCACUUGAUUGUCCUUGUAAUAAAAUAUCAAUUACAUACAAAGAUUUUAUAGAAAUCAAUACAACAUUUCAUCAAAUAUGUUCAAGUGAUUUUGUUAAUAUAAAAUGGAUUAAUUAUUUAUUUGGUCGAGGAGAUUGGGAAGCUUAUAAUCGACGUGAUAUUCGUGUACGUGGUAGUGCAUAUUUUUUAUUUCUUUCAAAUUUAUGUCAAAUUUCUCAGACGACAAUUAAUAAUGCAAUUGAACAAUUUCUUAAUGAAAUUUUUAUCAAUACGCAAUUAAUAUCAGAAUCUGAAUAUAAUAUUCAAAUUGACAAUAUUAUUUCACAAUUUCAAAACGAAACUUUGACAAAAUUUUCUCGAAGUUUAAAACUUCUACGCGAUAUAAUGAAUGGAAAUGCUUUUGUAUCUUCAUAUUUUUUAAAUUGGUAUUGGUGGAGAGACAUAAAUAGUACUUUUACAAUAAUUCCAACAAUUCCAAUAAUAAUGACAAAUGGAUGUUCAUGUGGAACACAAAGUGAUUGUAUUGAUUCAGGAGGAAUUUAUUAUGAUACAACUAGUCGUCAAGCAUUUACAAUGCCUGGAUUGUAUAUUGGAUGUUCAGUUGUAGAAACAUUAUUAUAUUCAACAUUUGAAUGUUUAUAUAAUCAAGCAUGUAUUGAUUCAUUAUUAAAUUAUAUCACAACUGUUUCAGCUCGAUAUGAUUAUCGAAUGAAUAUAUUAGCUCUUAAUUCUUCGAUUGUAAGUCGUUUUAAAACAAAUACAUUGAUUCAAAUUAUAGCAGAUGAAUUAUUUAUUGAAGAAUGGAAAAUCAAUAGUUCUUAUUCAUUAUUUUAUAAUCAAUGUGCUCCUGCUUAUUGUUCGUAUCAAACUCGCAAAGAUGAUUAUGCUAUUUAUAUUAUAUCGAAAAUUUUAGGUUUAUAUGGAGGAUUAACUGUUUCUUUACGAUUUAUUAUUCCACUUAUAACUAAAAUAAUAUUUAAUAUUAUCAAACGAUGUCGAAAUAAUAUAAUUAUUCCUAAUGAAUAA
Messenger RNA from Adineta steineri, 2568 nucleotides. The record is from the annotation of a GenBank genome assembly. NCBI's taxonomy places the organism in Eukaryota, Metazoa, Rotifera, Eurotatoria, Adinetida, Adinetidae.